UACGUAGAAUUAUUUGCGGCAGUUACAAGCAAUAUUAAAAGGACUCCAUUCACGAGACGAUUAAUAUUUCAAUAUUCUGUUUGUAAAUGGAAUUACCAAUGAAAGAGGAAAAAAGCUUUAUAGGAAUGACGAUGAGAGAAAAAAAAAAUAGCGAGUAGGUAUAUAAAAGAUAUUUUGCACGCUACAAAUCACAGCUGCUGUUCUGAAAAUCAUCGGUCCGAUCAUGCGUUCUUACGGUCUUGGUGAAACUAACAGUGUCAUGAAUUUUCUCUCCGGUAAUUUUUUCCCCAUGAAAUUGAACGGUGACAUUAAUCCGGUUUUGAAAUAUAUUUCCAUGUGUUUCUCAUGGAUUAUCAUGAUAAUCUAUACCACCUCGAGUAUCGUCGCGGUUAUUUUACUACCGCGUAAAAUCGUGAUGCAAAGUAACACCGUAGCAUUAACGGUGGACAUCGAAGCGAUUUUGAUCGUGGUCUAUAUAAAUAUAAGACUGUCAUUUCUGAAACGUUUGGUAAAUAAAAUGCAGGAAAUUCUAAUCGAAAAUUAUAAAAUGGAAGACGCUAUUUCGCGUACUUUAGAUCCGAUAAGUAAACCCAUUAAUAUUUAUUUAGUGUGCAGUACAGUUUCCGUAAUUGUUUGGUCCGGUAAAUCUAUUCUGAAAUUAUUUAAUCAGGAGCGAUUCACCUACACAGAUUUUGUCGUACCGGGCUACUACCCGUUCGAACCUUUCACGAAAACUUCGUUCGCCCUUUACACCGUAAUUUCCGCAAUGGGUGGCUUUUAUACGGUCGUUAAAAAAUCCGCUAUCGAUGUCUACGUUAUUUACAUUAUUGCCAUACUGACUUCUCACUACAAAUAUUUGAAAGAUGAUCUGGCUGACAUAUUGGAUAUCACCGAAACCAAAGGUGGAGAAAAUCCGACGAAUCACGAACAGGAAAAAAUGGUUAAAAAACGACUAGUCGUGUGGAUACGACAACAUCAAGCUGUCCAGGAGGUCGGUCGGAUGUUCAGAAACCUUGUUUCCCUCAACGUACUUUUGACCUACGUGAAUUGCAGUUUUCGAUUCUGUUUUUUGGGAUACAUGAUAAUCAAGAUGCAAUUAGAGUUUUUUGAAAAAUUGCUCCUCAUGAUGUACACCGGAGGAGUGUUGAUUCAGCUGUACUUACUCUGCUACUGCGUCCAGGAGUUAUUAGACGCGAGCUGCUCGGUUACUUCCAAAGCAUUCCGCGGACAGUGGUACACGCAUGGUACGUCGACUAAAAAAAUCUUCAGCAUCAUCAUCAUGGCGGAUAAUAUUGAAAAAAGAUUUUCCGCAUUCGGAACGUUCGACUUGUCAUUGUCAACGAUCACGCAGGUUAUCAACAACGGUUACUCCGCCUGUUUGUUUCUACUGAAUGUAGAAUAGCGAAAGAAUUAAUGAUGUUUCAAUUGAAAUUUUAGCAAUAAAAUAGAUCCGAUACACCCAACUGUAUGUAGACAUCAUCAGAUGUGAUUAGAGUAACAUGUAAGGGAGAUAGAAUGACAGAAAAAGAUAACGUUUCGUUUCGUCUCCGUCAGAAUUUUCCGUUAGCACAAUCUCGAUAGAAAUAUUUCCGAAAUCUUUUGCGAAUAAAGACCGUGCACGGUAGAAUCACCCUGAAUGGAAAAAGUUAAAGAUUUGUAUAUAUCAAAGUACAGUCGCGGCGAUACAGGUAUAAUAAGCGGGCACGAUGAAGUAUCACGACUUGGUUACUAUUACGUAAAAUUCAACGUUUCCGAUAUACCUGUAUCGGAGUAUCUCGAGCUGAACCUCGACGAGUUUUCUCGGGUUCCAAAGGAAAUGAAGAACUGAACGUGGGGGAAGUUUCCCUCACAAAGAUAAAAUUGCUUUCUUCAGCUCUCUCUGUUUCUCUACGUUACAACACGUUAUGAGUAUACAUAUACGCGCGGACCUACUCCAAAUAUAUCUUUCGUUAUAAUCGUUAAACCUCAUCCCCCCAAGAAACUUUUCUUCAAAUAUUUUACUACCACAGAACUUUCGGAGUUUAACCUUAACCGACCAGUAUCUCUGUAUGAUCGGAAGCUCCGAAUAAGACGACCGUGUUCAACUUGAAAAGCGAUUAUCCUGUUUGCUAAAUAGGUCAAAUAAUUUCCGAAUCCAUCGAUAUAAUGGUUGUCCGAUAAAUUAUACCGGUAAUAUUUUAGCAUCAAUUUUUUGAUGGAAAUGAUUGUUUGUCACAAUUAUCAUCAAUUCCAAUUACCUUUAUUAUCGGGUAUGAUUAUUCUCGUCAGCGAAGUUACUUACACCAAAUUAUACGACACGAUUAUCGAAAUGAAGAAUUAAUUGAUUUUCAUAUGUGAUACAUACUUUUUUUUUUUUAAUAAUUAUUUCUCUUCUUUUCUUCGUUCCAGAAGUUUUACCUCAUUUACUGCACAUUUAUAACAUUAACGUACACGAAAAUUAUAAAUACACAUUUCAAUGAUUCAAUUACUAAAAAUUGUUUUCAUUUUUUUUUUUUUUCGUCA
Molecule: messenger RNA, 2502 nt
Organism: Athalia rosae (coleseed sawfly)
Lineage: Eukaryota; Metazoa; Arthropoda; Insecta; Hymenoptera; Athaliidae
Product: odorant receptor 4-like
Exons: 6
Coding region: 224-1402 (392 amino acids)
Biological process (GO): sensory perception of smell; detection of chemical stimulus involved in sensory perception of smell
Cellular component (GO): plasma membrane
Molecular function (GO): olfactory receptor activity; odorant binding
Source: RefSeq, a predicted model, not a curated record